This is a messenger RNA of Rhizopus microsporus ATCC 52813, 843 nucleotides long. RefSeq lists its product as uncharacterized. Gene Ontology annotation, molecular function: actin binding. The transcript is spliced from 2 exons. Gene Ontology annotation, biological process: actin cytoskeleton organization. The record is from RefSeq and is a predicted model, not a curated record. Bases 1 to 843 code for a protein of 280 amino acids. Lineage: Eukaryota; Fungi; Mucoromycota; Mucoromycetes; Mucorales; Rhizopodaceae.
AUGACUAUGAAUGAGCAUGACAUGAAUCAGAUCAUUCAUGAAGUACAGAGCUUAUCUAUUGACCAUAAUAAUCACAGGAACGACCUGAAUGCAAUGACGCAGCCAUGUAUUUGGGAAAAUGAAGAUAAAGUAGAUCAUCAUGCGGUCAUCCAAUCCUACCUGGAUCCUCAAUGCAUGCUUCAUAGUAGUCUGACGAGCCUGCAUGAAAAGAAGAGACUAUAUAAAGUGAAAUCUGCACUAAAGCGUGCAUUAGGAUUGAAACAGAAGAAACAUCAGCCACUGCCUGUCAUAAGUCAUGAUGCAUCUCUGUCAAGUGAUUCAGGAUGUACAUCAACUACAGUAGCAGGUCAAUCAACUAAAAGCUUAACAAUGGCUGACAACGAUGAUGAUGAUAAUGACGAUGACGAUAGGAUGAGCCAGAAUACAUCUGCAACAGCUUCACAUCGUCUUUCCAUCUGUGGUUUACCCAUCUGUUCCUUUCGUAACAAGACGAGUAUGGCACAUCCAAAACAGUCCAUGAUGACAAAAAGUAUACUGAAAAAACCAAACAAGAGUACUCGAUGGUCAAGCGUUACCUUACGACGGAAAACACAAAUAUCGAAUCUAAAGAAGAGAAAAUCGCACAUUGAAUCGAUGGGGUUGGCAAUUCAGUUCAAUCAAUAUGUGACCGUGUACGAAACUUACUCUAGGCAAGAUUAUGAUCGCACAUCAGACCCUGAGGCUAUUUGUACACGACUGACCCCUGUGAUUGCACAAGAGAUAAAACAAGAAUUGAAUCAUUUCAAACUCUACGAGAUGCCAGUUCACGAGUCUAGUAGGAUGUACACACACUUUUUCAUUUGA